Molecule: messenger RNA, 2595 nt
Organism: Lytechinus pictus (painted urchin)
Lineage: Eukaryota; Metazoa; Echinodermata; Echinoidea; Temnopleuroida; Toxopneustidae
Exons: 11
Coding region: 1-2595 (864 amino acids)
Biological process (GO): regulation of DNA-templated transcription
Molecular function (GO): protein binding
Source: RefSeq, a predicted model, not a curated record
AUGACAGGUCAGACUAGUCUAACGCCGGCCGAGGACAUUGAAGCGGGAAUUAAGCAACAUGGAAACGACCUGGCGCAGAUAAUCUACCAGAUUGAAGAGCGCCAACUAAACUCCAACACCAACCAACCAACCAUACCGGAAACACUAAAGAAGAAGGAUACUGUUCAGAGCGUCCACUUUGAUCAAUGCGCAUGCGUGAAUGAGGAUGCGAUUCGAGAAUUAGUGGCGAUCCUCAACCCGCGAUUAAAAAGCCUGUGUGUCGUCUGCAUACCAGAUUUUACCAACAAUGCUGUGGCGAUCUUAUCAGAGCGAUGCCGUGAUUUGGAGUAUGUACGAUUUGAAUCGUGCCCUCGCCUUGAUCGCUCUUCCUUCGAGCUGUUAGGAACCAACUGUAAGAAUUUGAAAUCGGUGAUCUUUUCACGGGAAGAUGGCGUGGAAUGGAAGUUAGUGGAUUCUGCGUUAGAUGCCUUCACAAAGUACUGUAAGGCUUCUCUCGAAGUGAUCAGCUUUGUGAGCUUCACACGCCUCACUGAUAAUGGACUUCGAAGUUUAAGCAAACAAUAUAGUGAUAGUUUGAACAAGGUUGAUUUUAGCUCAUGUGAAGCAAUUAGUGAUGAUGGACUUUACGCGUUGGCUGGUACUUGCACAAAACUGAAGCAUCUUGCUCUAAACAGGACUAGCAUUUCUGAUAAGGGUCUUGCCUACCUGGCUGAAAAGCGACGGGAUCUCUUAGAAUUGGAAGUAGGUAACUGCAUUCGGGUGACAGAUGCUGGAAUCCGAAGCAUUGCUCGCUUCUGCCACUCCCUUGAAUCAAUCAGCGUCGAGCACUGUAUCCAGAUUACUGAUGAAGCCUUGAAGGCACUCUCGGAAGGGUGCUUUCAACUCGAAAGGCUUAACUUUAGUCAGACCGGUCUGACAUGCGUGCCCAGUACUAUACUCAGCCUUGGCAGACUCAAAAACUUCCAGGUCCAUAUGUGCAAAGAGCUGAGUUCACCACCACAAGAAAUCAUCGAACGAGAAGUCGAUGGCUUGGUGGAUUAUUUCUGUGAGAGAAGCCUUGGCUUCAGACUUCGGUUGAUGGUGUUUGGACCUAGUGGUGGUGGUAAAACUAGCUUUGUUCAAUCCAUCUGCUCAGGAGUAGCACAUAAAGCAGAAUCACCUACUGAUGGAUUGGAUGUAACAUGUUGGUGGCCUUUCAGGGGAACCAAGAACGAUUCUCUGUUUCAACAAAAACUAACGGCUGGUGAGAGAAGCCUAGCAGUGGAAAUUUGGGAUCUCUCUGGAAGGCCAGUAUGUCAGCGAUGUCUUCACAUGUUCAUUACACCUGCUACUCUGCCAGUAAUCGUAUUUAACUUAGCUGAUUCUGAGAGCUGUGAUGCCGUAGUUCAAUAUGCUGACUUCAUACAGAGUAGGGUCCCAGGUUGGAACUUUGUCCUGGUAGGAACCCAUUCUGAUGAACUGUAUGCAGAGGAUAAGCGAAGUGGCCAAUCAAGAAGAGUAUUUGAAGCUCUCAAUACUAGAAACGCUCAGUACAUAAAGGUCUACAAAGAAGAAAUAGCAAACAUUGAGAAGCUAUCGGGUAAGAAGACUCAACAGCAUUGUAAAGAUCGCAUCCAACAUCUUAAAAAGAGAUUGGAAGGGCUACCAAAAGGUCCUCCACAACUCAUCACUGUCAGCACUCUAACAUCAAAGGGUCUUGAAGAAGCCAAGAAAGCAAUCCUAAGUACGAUCUUAGAAAAGAAGAACUUCCCACAUCUUCGCUAUGACGUCAGACCAGAGACAACCAAGGUCUUUGAAGAAAUUCUUACUCUCAGGAAGAAAAAUGUCCUUCUGGUUCCCAAGCAUGAACUCGAUGCAAUCUUCAAACAAAAUGGCGUUCUUUCAUCAGCGGAAGGUAGCAAAGAUGAUGUUAAAUUCUUACAAGAUGCGGGAGCGAUCUACCCCUUUGCUUUCCCGACCGCCCGAGGAUCGGCAUAUAGCUCUGACAUCAUCUGCGUUGACCCAACAUCGAUGGCCCGUGCAUUACACGCAGUUCAUCUGGAUACCAGUUCUAAAGAUUUCCGUUUUGAGAGUAAGAGGUUCUGGCCUAAGGCUGCUACCACUAAGAAACCAGCACCAUCCGUUCUAGUUAAAGCAUUAGAAGAGGUAGCUACCCAAGGUCUAGUCAGAGAAUGUCUUCUUCCACUCAUAUGCCAGUCUCUACAACUUGAUGAAUCUCAGAUUCUUCAUUUGAUUGACCUUCUUACCAAACUUGGUGUUCUUCUCAAGGAAACCAAGGAAUCUACUGAUGAUCAAUUCUCAUGUCUAGAGCUUCCUAGCUAUAGAUCUCUAUCUACUAGACUUGUCUAUCAUCUUCCUCUGCUUGGACUCAUGCCACAGAAUGGACCGACAUUGAAUUGGACUCCGAAGCCCUUCCGUGGUGAUGUGCAGCUUGGAUGGAGAUAUAGGUUCCAACUCGGUACUCCCCCUGGUCUAGUGGCACAGCUUCUUGCUUAUUGCAGAUCUAGAGUUAGGCAAACUUCUUACCAACAUCAAUGGAGGUCGGGACUCUUACUUAAAAUUGGACAGAUUGCCACGACAUAUAUCAAGGUCUGA